CUGAUCAGGAACCUGAAACGUCAUCGUCAGCAGCUGGCCUCUAGGGGGCUCUGAGGCGCCGAGAAACGCCCACAGGAGAAGGAGAAGAAGAGCAUUCCGGUAACAAUGGCGGCCCCCGUGGAUCUGGAGCUGAAAAAGGCCUUCUCAGAGCUGCAGGUGAAGAUGAUGGACACGCAGCAGAAGGUGAAGGUGGCCGACCUGCAGAUCGAUCAGCUGGGCAGAGUCCAGAAACACACCAAGCUUACGCAGGCAGAGAUCUCCUCCUUGCCCAGUAACACGAGACUCUACGAGGGCGUCGGCCGAAUGUUCAUCCUGCAGUCGAAGGAGGAGAUCAAUGACCUGCUGACGGACAAACAGAAGACGGUUGACGAUAAGAUCAAAGAGCUGGAGCAGAAGAAGGUGUACCUGGAACGCAGCGUGAAGGAGGCUGAGGACAACAUCAGAGAGAUGCUGCUGUCCAGGAGGGCACACUGACCAAUCACCUUCACUUCCUGCUCACAAUAAACACAUUAAACCCCA
Molecule: messenger RNA, 519 nt
Organism: Cyprinodon variegatus (sheepshead minnow)
Lineage: Eukaryota; Metazoa; Chordata; Actinopteri; Cyprinodontiformes; Cyprinodontidae
Gene: pfdn1
Product: prefoldin subunit 1
Exons: 4
Coding region: 106-474 (122 amino acids)
Biological process (GO): protein folding
Cellular component (GO): cytoplasm; prefoldin complex
Molecular function (GO): protein folding chaperone
Source: RefSeq, a predicted model, not a curated record